UGCUCUUGGCUGGGAGCCCAGACGAGGCUUUUGUAAUCAAAACAUGAUCUUGUAUGCUGUGCAACCAGUGCUGAGAAAGGCCGUCUGAUGGCUCUCCUCUUUUAGCUCUGCUUUGGAAUCCACCAGGCUUCACCGCCGAGAUCCAAAAUGCAGCGAUCUAACAGCAGCUGUGAAAUGUUGCCCUAAGCUAACACCUGCUUAAUGAGAGGCUGCCAUGGUGGAUGAUGCCGUGCUGCGGAAGAAAGAGCAGAAAGAUGUUGAACUGGAUAAGAAAAUCCUGGCUUUGCGGAAAAAGAAUGAAGCUCUCAUACGAAGGUACCAGGAAAUAGAAGAAGACAGAAAGCGAGCAGAGCAGGAGGGGAUGGCUGUCACUUCCAGGAGACCCAAGCAGGAUGGUCUGACUAUUACUAUCACCAAGGCCCAUAACGAGAAAAGGGUGGUGAGUGAGAAAUGGGGAAGCAGCUGCCCCACCAGCCCAGGGCUUGGAGUCGGCAGUGAGGAGGAAGAUGAGGAGGAAGCAGAUCAUAUGUUUACAUUCAGGAUGGGAAAGAGGAUGCAGCUGGCUGUUACUAUGGACAACAAAGCCAAGGGGAAGCGGAUUGUCAGUGAGAAACAGAGUUCAGAUGGCCUCCUGAGUCAAGGUGGGGACCCAGCCCUGAACGAGGAAGAGGUGGACCACCUGGUAGCUUUCCGCAGAGGGAGACGGAUGCAGAUUGCCAUCACCAUGGACAACAAGGAAAAAGUGGAUGAAAGGAGAACAGUGGAGAGGAGGCGAUCAGACACUGAUAAGUAUUCAGAGAGUGAGCACAACAUAAAGGAGGGAGGGAAACCUCUCCAGAAGAGUCCAGGAGACAUGGGUUUCACCAUGACUGGACGAGAACGCUCAGAAUACGUACGAUGGAAGAAAGAACGAGAUCAGAUCGACCUUGAGAGGCUAGCGCGCCACAAGAACGCAAAGGGCGAAUGGCGACGGGCUUGGGAUAUAGAAAAGUCAGAGCACAUGUUUGAGGAGGACUUUACUAAGGAUGGGGAGCCAGUCUUGGAUAAUCUCAGCAGUAAGAAAGGGGGAAGAAAUGCCAGGAAAUUCCAGCACAGGUCCUUUCCUUCUGAAGGGAGAGGUGGAGGACAAAGCACUACGAACACAAGUGAGUCUGCUUCCAAAACAGUGCCAGUUGUGAGCAGUAAAGCCAGAGGAAAGGAUCGACUGACUGGCAGAGCCAGAAGAUGGGAUGCGAAGGAAGGUGAAGACAUGCCCUUUCUAAAGGAUGACCCUGAUAACCAGAGAUCCACCAGUGCUGACACACUGAAAAGCCAAGUUCCAGCUGGCAGGGAGGUGACGGAACAGAAUUGCACAGCAGAUCAGGAAGUGAACAUGGAGCAGCAAAGGCCCCAAGACCCUGGUUUCUUCUCAUCACAAGGGGAGAGAGGUGGAAAGGUUCUGUCUGCACAGGACAAUCAGAGGGAGAAACAGCAGGCAGGGAAGUGCCUCAGCAAGGAAGUGGCAGUGUCCAGUGUGGGUGACUCAGAGCCAGAAUCAAAGCUAAGUCAGGAAGGAAUUCUGGAAGCUAAAACUGGGAAGCCUAGCACUACCAAUCUCUCCCAGCAGGGCAGCUGCAUGAACAGCAGCACUUCCCAAAUCAUCACUACAAGCACUAUGCAAGCUGCUGGCCCUGGCAGUAAGGGGAGCAUGUCAACACCCCUGGGAAAUGGCUUAGAGAAAAAUGCUCCAUCAGAAAGAGAACCCAUUGAGGACUCUUCAGAAAGCCUCAGCGGAAAGCUGGAAGAGGCAGCACGUGGUAGAUGUGAUGGAGCCAAAGGACUGUCACUGAGGAGAGUGGAUGAGGUGACCCAAUACACUGGUUCUGAGGGGCAAAAAGUCACAAUGAAAGGAAGCGAGGUAGCCACAUGCCUUGAACAUAGAGGGGAUCCUGCAUCCCUGAGGAAAGACAUCUCAGCCAAGAUUGGGGUCUCGCAGAACAGGAAAGGUGACCCGCCUGAGAAGUGUAGUUACAAAAACAGUGGGGACAAUCAGAACUCAAGGAGAAUACACUGGAUUGCAAGAGAUUGAAGGACAAAGUGCUAAGAGGUGGUUGAUGAGAAAGGAAGCUGAGCACAAUCUUCUCCUCACUCUCAGAGCUUGUAUGAAAUCAGCUUUGGGCACCAGGCCUUCACCUUUCAUCAUCCAAUAUCAACAUUCACCACAAACUAGAUCUCACUGGUCAGUAGCCAUUCACCUCCCUGAAACUGACUGGUCACCAUUUUGGCAUCACCUCUCAGUACCUGUCUCUGUGCCAAAUGACAGAGAAACCUACAAAUCAAAUUGCCAGAGGGGAGAGAAGAUGAAACACCGUCACUUUUAUUUUGUAUUUGUUUUUCUUACAUUGUGAGUGUGUGGCAAGCCAUGAUUUAUCUACUGUAUGCACUUUAUUUUAUAUAAUAACCAAUUCUAUUUAAAACUGAGGUUUGAUUUUCAGCGCCUCCCUCCUGCUUAAGGGCUGACAGGAUACUGCACCUUCCAGGAAAGGGUGAUAGAAGGGUUUAAGGGUUUAUGGGGAAUGCUUAUCUUGUAGCUUUGUAUUUAAUGGGCAACUGCCAGAUUAGAAGGUAUUCGGGUGGGGGUUCCUGUCUCCUCAUGAGAAACGGUGACAGAAGAGAUGGGUGUUUUGGGGAGGUGUUAAAGUGUAGUUUUGUAGGUGGUUGAGAAAUUGAAGGUUGUUGGGUAAGGCGGAUUAUGCUAGAGCCUCAAAAUGGCUUAAGAGUUGGCAGGGAUGCAAGGAUGUACUGUCGUACGGUCAUCCUGUAGACAACAGGGCAUUGAGGAGGUAGAGUGUUAAGGAGUUACACUGUGGUUCAUGAAUAAUUUUGAAAGGCUCAGAACGAAUCAUUGGUGCCACUAUGUUAUUAAGGAGGUCACCAUUUCCUCCUUUCGGAUUUAGCAGGCACAAAUGGCAGGCAGCACAUUUACUCUGUGGAGAUUAGGCUUUCCUGAGUAGGAUACUGGAUUGAAUGGAUAUGAGUGCCACUUGAAGGGAUCCUGGCAAAGCACCAGGUCUGCUUCUUAAAACCCAGUAGCAACUGGCACCUACUUGGUCAAGCGAGCUAAUGGCACCUAAAAUCACAUGCACCAGGCCAGGUUAGGAGGGGCAUUCAAACAUGGUAAUCCUCCUUCUCUACCCAACCAACCAAGAAUUUGCUAGCACAUGUGAGGAUAUUUGUGGAAAGACUUCUGGGCUAGUUAGGGUUGAACAUCCAGGUUUCCUCUGAGAUCCUUUCACUUUCCUAACCAUGCCCUCUGCUCUCUUAACCUUCCAAAGCCUUCUGCUUGCAUAAGGUGGUACAGUAGUGACUUCCCAGGAAUCUGCCACAUUGGGUUCUUUUGUUUUAGCCUUAAGACAAGGCACUUUUCAUAAGGACUUGACUAAUCCUUUACUAGGGUAAAUCAGAAUAGCUUCAUUGAUUUCGAUGAAAACAUGCUAAUUUACAUCAAGGACCUGGUUCAAAAAUGUCAUCCAAUUAAAGAAAAGAUGGGAAGUGGGCUUGAGAGAUAACAUUACAUAUUUUCAGCUGAUGACUUACAGAGAAGGGGGACUGUCCUCAUUUUCAAACCUGGCCUGAGAUGUGAAGCAGUUUCAUCCUCUCCAUUGAAGGGAGAUGUGAACGUGUGUGUGGAUGUGUGCCUGUGGGCAUGGAGAUUUAUUUGGUUUCCCCUCAAGAAGUGUUGCUAACCUAAAUGGCAGACUGCUUUACUGAGGAGGUUGGCAUGAGUGCACUGGAAUGCUGUUUUAAUAAACGAAUAUUUGCACAGA
Molecule: messenger RNA, 3806 nt
Organism: Malaclemys terrapin pileata
Lineage: Eukaryota; Metazoa; Chordata; Testudines; Emydidae
Gene: CCDC9B
Product: coiled-coil domain containing 9B
Exons: 14
Coding region: 215-2068 (617 amino acids)
Source: RefSeq, a predicted model, not a curated record